Messenger RNA from Pectinophora gossypiella (pink bollworm), 849 nucleotides. RefSeq lists its product as uncharacterized. The coding region runs from base 107 to 676 and encodes 189 amino acids. The transcript has 3 exons. The record is from RefSeq and is a predicted model, not a curated record. Lineage: Eukaryota; Metazoa; Arthropoda; Insecta; Lepidoptera; Gelechiidae.
AUAUUAUUAUCCUUCUGAGGGUAGCGAGAGAUGAUUAUCGAGUCGAGCAUCGCAGAGGGCAUUCAUCUCACGGGGCGCGACAAGUUAACUUUAAUUGUGAUUAAAAAUGUCUCUCCAUUUAAUUUAUUUCGUAUUACUUCUCAAUCCGGCACUGCUUCUAUGCCGUCACGUGCCAAAUUUCGCGGAACUAGACGAGGAUGAACAGCACCUGUUCCGGGCAGCAUACGACUCCCAUUCAUACGACACCCACUCAUACGAGGCCCCCUCAUACGAAGCACCCUACGAAGAAGAAGAAGACCUUCACCUGGGCAAACUCGAUCUCGUCAAGGACGGUCUAUGGGCUGUCAAGGCCAAACUAAAAGAACUAAAAGCUGUCAACAAAGCCCUUGCUGCCAAUGUGCUGCUGACAAAGUUGAAGCUCAAAGAUUUGCUGAAGAACCAUUUAGUGACGGUGAAGAAACAUCAUCAUGAGAAGCCCAGCUACAGCUAUCAGGCGCCAGCAUACGCACCCGCUCCGCAGUACGCGCCCGCUCCUCCGCAGUACGCGCCCGCUCCUCCACAAUACGCCCCCGCCCCCGCUGCCGCUCCGCAAUACGCCCCCGCUGCCGCUCAGUACGGCCCCGAACCUCCCUACGUUGCCCUUCAAUACGGGCACGACCCCUACUAUGGCCACUGAUCUGCAUACUUUCAUACCUCCAAAAACGCUGGCCGUGUUGUAAAUAUUAUAUUAUAGUCUCUCCUUUCUUUAGUUAAAGAAUAAGAGUUGAACCUUCCUUAUACUGCAUCAAAUCCCUUUAUCAUGUUUACAAUUUAAUUUAAUUUAUUUUUAUUAAAAAAUUUUAAUCAAAA